Dermacentor andersoni is the source of this 2936-nucleotide messenger RNA. The record is from RefSeq and is a predicted model, not a curated record. Lineage: Eukaryota; Metazoa; Arthropoda; Arachnida; Ixodida; Ixodidae.
UGCAACACCCGGGACGUGGAAGAAGAAGAACAGCUGCCGCGAGCGUUCGCACGAGCCCUCGCAGAACGCAGAACGCAGCUUCCCAAAAGGCGUCCGACGUCCUGCACAAGGCGGCGUCUACCGAACCCCGAGGAAACCGAAUGGCCGCCAGUCCAGGCAGCGCCCGCAGUCGGGCGGCGUCGCCAGCGACGUCACCGCCACGGUCUGGAUGGGCGACCUCUGGAAGCGCGGCAUCUCCGGCGACCCCGUCGUUCGCGCGGACCCCAGAGAGUUUCAUGUCUGGCUUCGUCGUCCACGACAACUGCGCUGCCGUCCAGGAGAGCAUCUACGUCGUGCUGGGUCACGGGCCGUACCAGCGCCGAGUCCUGCUGUGCAGCGCCCUGUCGCUGAUCGUGGCGCUCUCGCAGGCGCUGUCGGACCGCCUCACCAGUCGGCCCGUGGACCACUGGUGCCGACCGCCGGAAGACCUGGGCGAGCUGUCUGCCGACGCGUGGAAAAAUAUGUCCAUCCCCGUCGAGGCUGACGGCUCGUUCAGCAAGUGCACCGUGUACGAGCCUGCCGUUGCGGACACUCCGGCGGCCAACAGGUCAGCGGCGCCUUGUCAUAGAUGGGACUACGACAUCGCGAACCGAGGCGACAGCAUCGUCAGCCGGUUCGGCCUGGUCUGCGGCCGCCAGUACCUGCUCAACAUUCGCAUCGUGGUCUUCCUCACUAUUGCCGCUCUAGUGACACCUGUGCUAGGGUUGGCGUCCGACCGAGUGGGUCGAAGACCCGUCAUUCUGGCCUCCGCGAUGGUUCUGCUGGCUGCAACCAUUGGCAACAGCGUCUCCGGCACGUUCGCCUUCUACGUCUCAACGAGGACUGUGGUCCUGACGACCGUCAACGCCGUCUUUGUGCUCACCUUCAUCCUGCUCUACGAGGCGACAGGGAACGAGUGGCGGUUGCUGUUCACCCUCCUGGACACGGCCGUCGGGGCCACCGUGGUGCCUCCGUUCGUAGACGCUCUCAGCCUGCUGGAACCGCGCUGGGCACUGAUGCACGGAGUCGUCAUCGUGGCCACGGCGAUUUUGGCGGCCUGGUGCUGCUUCCUGCGAGAGUCGCCCGCCUGGCUGCUGGCCACCUGGAACGUGCAGCGUGCCCAGGAGGGCGCCCUGGAGGCGGCCAGCAUCAACGGCCUAGACGUCACCAAGGCGGCGGCCACCUUCCGGGCAAUUCUCGCCCAACUGGUGAAGCUCGACCGGAGCCCGCAUACGUCAACUGGGCUCGUCGUGACCGACGACUCCGUGCAGUCCGUGAGGAUGUGUCGCCGGGCCGUGUCAGUGUUUCUGACGAGGCUGACGCUCAGCGCCGUCUACUUCCCCCUGUUGACGACGGGACGCGCCCCCGGCUACCACUGGGCAGCUGUGCACGCCCUGCUGCUGGUGGCGUCCUACGUGGCCGUCGGCUGGGCCGUGCUCAAGCGCGGACUACGGGACACGCUGAUCGUACUGCUGGUCGUCGUGAGUGCCUUCUGCGCCGCGCAGGCGCUGCUGAUGACCAUAGGCGUUCUCCAGUUGGCCAUUCCUGUCGUGCACGCGGUGCUCAAGGUCGCGCUGUCGGGUGCCAUGAGUGUUGUCCUGUGUUACUCGGCCGAAGUCUUCCCCACCAGGACCCGCUGCACCGGCGUUAGUGCGUCGACGUUCUUCGGUUCCGUCGGUUCACUCCUGGGUGUCCUAGCGUACGCGCAGAACGGCGGCAAAGCAGGUGCUCACUUCCACGCGACCGCAGCCAUCAUGACCGCCCUGAGCGUCUUCGCGGUGCAGUGGCUUCCCGAGGUCCUCGUCGAGAUGCAGAAAGCGAAGCGUCGGUCGGCGCCCAAGAGCGCCCAAGAGCGCAAGGAGGCGCUCAAACAGUCCCUGGCGCUGCCUGCCGAAGGCGCGAAGAAGAGAAGACGGCGCAGGGGAAAGGCGAAGACGCCAACCAAGUCGCCGGCCUAACAAUGGUAAUACUUCGAGUGCGCCGAAGGUACUGAUAAAGUGGUGAAUACGAUGGACACAUCCUACUAAUCGCCGAAUAGACGCACUGCCAUUUUGAACUUCAUAUACAGAGAGAGAAAAUAGUGCAAGUUAACAUUUAUGUAUAAGUUGUAAAGGUUCCUCUAGUAGUUCAGAAAUACGAAGGAAGUUCUGUAAGGAACAACCCGCUGAACGUCUCAUUUUCUCUCAUGUUCUGUGUAAUUUCGUUAUUACUACCGGCUUGUUCUGUCUCGCUUGUGGAAUUGGUGGCACUCACUGAUAGGAAUCGUGUUAAGGUGCAAGGAGCACUACGUUCGUGAACUGUAAAUUGUGCCUGCAAUCUCUUAGCAGGCGCCUGAACUGCGCGCGUUGUGCUGAUGUGCAAUAGUUUUAAUGAAACAUGCACACACACACACACAUAUAUAUAUAUAUAUAUAUGUAUGUCGUAAUAGAGUGCAGAAUAAUUGCUCGAAUUGAGUUUCUUAACCGCUUAUGUUUUUUUUUUUUUAACUCGGCAGUCAUCCCCAAAAUUACAUAACAAUCACUUGAAAAAUCUCGUCAUAGGCAUCAACACUUUAUUGAACCUAUUUUCCCACGUACAAAUGUUUCUAAGUAUUCAUUUUUCCCAAUGCAAUCUCCGAUUUGAAUACACUGCCGCACGAUUCUCCGCUCCUUGCCCCUGAUCAGUGAUUUGGACCGUCAGAAUGCGUUGUCUGUGAUGUGCUACGUUUACGUUGCGCGUUGCUUGUUUUAUGGCGUGUUCUUAUGCGUGAAAUAUAUCGUUGUUUAGUAUAAGCAUGCAUCGUCCAAUUUUAGUGUCUUUUUGUCAAUACGCGUGCUGUUUUUCAAGGUCGCGUAUUUUUGUCUUUCUUGUAUUCUACCUUUCCUGCUUCGACGUAUUCAGUCCGCAGUAUGCGAUAUAUAUAUAUAUACACAAGGCAG